Messenger RNA from Paramisgurnus dabryanus, 4323 nucleotides. RefSeq names its product MAX network transcriptional repressor b (gene mntb). Gene Ontology annotation, biological process: regulation of transcription by RNA polymerase II. NCBI's taxonomy places the organism in Eukaryota, Metazoa, Chordata, Actinopteri, Cypriniformes, Cobitidae. The record is from RefSeq and is a predicted model, not a curated record. Gene Ontology annotation, molecular function: RNA polymerase II cis-regulatory region sequence-specific DNA binding; protein dimerization activity; DNA-binding transcription factor activity, RNA polymerase II-specific.
ACCUUGAAUGGUAUGCCUGUAGACUUGUUGUGUUUUCUGUUACUCCAAUCGCCAUCUUGUUGCCAGUGAAGUAAUGUGUUUCUGAUGUAUUUCGGGAGCGCUCUGGAUGUCUUAUGACUGCGUUUGGAAGCAAGUGGAUUAUACUGUGAAUAGUCAACCACGCGUAUCCGCACCGGGCUUUGCAUACAACGUUAAAUUCUGAAUAGGAGCGCACCGUGUCGGUGUUUAAAAUGAGUAUCGAUACUCUAUUGGAAGCGGCCAGGUAUUUGGAGUGGCAAGCCCAGCAACAACAGAUUACACGUGAGGAGGAGGAACGUCGAGAGAAGACCAAGCUGUCCCGUGAGGCCGAGCAGAAGCUCUUAAACCCCAUAAUCCAACCUGUCCAAAUCAACCAUGUGACCUGGACCGAAGACUUGUGGCCGCAGCAACAUCACCAGCAUCACCCUCCGGUGGUCCCGCCCCCUCCGCUCCCACCACCUGUAUCCAUCGCUGUCAUUCCCAUCCCGGUGGUCGCCGCCAACCCUGCGGCUCCUUCAAUACAGACAUCUGCACCUCUUCAUGCGGCUUCACCCCUGCCAGUGGUCACGCCCUUGGCCACAGCCCUCUCUCCACCAGCAGCCCCUCUCCUCAGCCCUAACGGCAAGGACGCCAAUUGCCCCCCACCACAACAACAACAACAACAACAUUGUCACUUAGUUGCACACAUAAAAGCGGAAGCCAACAGUUUGCCUCAGACCAACAACAGUCCAAAACCGCAACAGACACAGGCGUUGCUGCAGCCGUAUCCAGCUCCCAUUAUCACUGCUCAACAUCCGCCCCAGCAACACGCCCUACUACCCCAGCCGGCUCUACCCCAGCCCUCGCUGGGCCAGGUGCAGUCGAACCAGCCGCCCAGGACUAACGGAGCGUUUGUGGAUGAUGCACGCAGCCUAGAUGGGAAAAGGAGGCCGGGAGGUGCUGGAACUCGAGAAGUUCACAACAAGCUGGAAAAGAACAGACGAGCGCAUCUUAAAGAAUGUUUCGAGACUCUCAAGAGGAACGUUCCUAAUGUGGAUGAAAAGAAAACGUCCAAUUUGAGUGUCCUGAGGAGCGCCCUUCGCUACAUCCAGACGUUAAAACGAAAAGAAAAGGAGUACGAACACGAGAUGGAGCGUUUGGCACGGGAGAAGAUCGCCACUCAGCAGAGACUCGCCGAGUUAAAGAACGAUUUGAGCCAAUGUAUGGACGUCAUGGAGAUUGACAGGUUACUCAGACAGACGGUCCAACCCGAAGAUGACCAGGCAUCUACAUCAACAGCAUCGGAGGGCGAAGACAACUUCGACCAAGACGUAGAUGAAGACAUCCUCUCGUCCCCGCCCUUGUCUUCUGCUCCCAAACCGCCUGCGCCGCCCGAGCCCCGUGCUGCCAUGGCUCCGCCCACCAUCCUCUCCACGCACAUCUCCAUCCAACACAGACCGACCCCCCUGCCCGUUGCUUCAUCCAACCAGCCUCAGCCCGCCAUGGUCACCCCACAGGCAAUCGCACCCGCGCCCCCUUCUCACAUGGUCACCCCUCCUCAACCAACGGUCAUCACCCAUGCGUCUGUAUCUCACGCCUCUGUCAUCCAAGCCGUCAACCACGUCAUCCCAGCUGGGCCUAAACACUUGGCACACAUUGCGCCCUCUAAUGGCGGCCAGCCUAUCGGACACAUCACCAUGCAUCCGGUUGCCCAUCUCCCCGCUGCCAUUUAUCCACAGUCGGUGGCCGUCUCGCAGCCUACAGUGGUUGGGCACAUCACGCACACGCUAGCGCACCACACUCACGCCCAAGUUAAUGGCACUGCGACCCUGGCCCAGCAGGGUGCCAUGGUGGGGAAGCCCACGGCGGUGGUCGCCCAUCAUCACGCCGGGCUUAUGGGUCAGACGGUGCUCAAUCCAGUGACUAUGGUAACAGUACCCCCCUUUCCCGUCAGCACGCUAAAGCUGGCCUGAAAGUGAAAGACUUCAGCAUCGGUUGAAAGAGCUCUCUGUGGCAAGCCGCAAAGCGAGCAGCAGAGACUGAAGAUGAAACACACGAGCUAGAUGAUAAAAUCCCAUUUAAAGUUUCACUACAUCAGUAGGGUUUCAUUUAGGGGAUCGUCCUCUGGCUGUGUGAGGGAAAGGGGCUUGCGUGCCUUUGGCAUGCAGCUUAAGAUAUGAAUACGUGUAAUGCACUUCUUUAACUAAAUUAUGAGAUGGGUGCCAGUUUUUAGUAAUGUGAGUGCUAAAACAAAUCAAAUCUCUUCUUGUUCCCACUCUAUUUCAUGCUAUACUUUAUGUAAUUGCUCUGAAAUACAAGGCAAGCAGUCUGAAAAUGAUCGAAUGUUUCGCAAAAAAAAAAAAAAAACAGUGUUAAUGAGCGCUUAAAAGGUCAAAAUAUUGGAACCGUGCAAGGGAAACAUUUACUGUGUUACCAUUUUUAACAGGGGCUUUUAAAAUCUCUUUAAAUAGGGCUUUUGAAUCAAAGCAGGCAGGCAGACAUUCAGACUUCGAUUAGAUCAAGUUUCUUCAAGUUGUCUUGGUACACGAGAGAAAACGUCAAGUGCCUGAAACCCCGAAAUUGAGGCCAACUGUGCCACCUGCUGCCUACACGAUGCAACGAUAUUGGAUUCAUGCUGCGCAGAUCCAGCAGUGAAUGACAUCAUAGUACCACGAGAACACAGCGUUCGAAUCGCUCUCGCGGUACUUUGAAAUAAUGCUCGGCGCUGCACAAGUCACACAAAGUUCAACAAUUUCAAAUCUGAUAAAGAAACAUAAGCAUCUAAUUUCCCGGAAAUCGCACUAAAUACUACAAUAAUUAUACUUAUUAUGCGCAAAUCACACUUCAAAGUGUAAAAAACGGUACACUGCAUGCCGAGACGUCGGGCAUAUUAGCUUUAUUUUAAAUUAGCUACAUUAGCAACAUACAGCACACACUCGUGCUCACACAAAAUAACAAAUUUGUGCGCACGUGUCCGGUGCUGUCCACACUGUGUUUAUUGCAUUGCCCAGACGCGUUAAUUUGCCGUUUUUUCAUUUAUAAUUGAUUGUGUGAAUUGUCGUGUAGUUGGUGGCUUGUGUAUAAGCAUUUGGCUUUAGGAGGUUUAAAAACCCUGCUGAAAUAAUAAAAAGCCGAAAACCAGCUUUACCAAACUGGGAGGACAAGCUAAACCAGAUAAGACCAGCAGACCAGCUUAACUGUUUUAAGCAGGGACUCUUAGCAGUUUAAUGCUUGUGUCACAAGUUCUGUUAUUCUCACCAUUGCUUUCUAAAGGCACACGCUUGGUCUAACCUGCACAAAGUUUGCUGUCUCGCUCUGUUUUCUCGUCCAAAUGUGACAGUUUACUGCUAACGGAUUGGUAAACCCGACGAAGUAUGUGAAUUGUUGCUUUAUACUGUCACUUUCAAACUGAACACUGUGAUUUCUGCUCCUAUUAUCAUCACCCUGCUGCAAAACCCCAAAGCUGAGGUUUUUCUUAAAUUUUCUGUUGUAUGUGUUGACUUUGCCAUCUCCUUUUUGAGGAUGUGAAGAUAAAAUGAUACAAGCUGUGCUUCACAGACUCACCCAACAAACAAAAAUAGCAUAACAUUUGUGAAAUUUAUUAGUGUGUUUUUCUUUUUAAUAUAUGUGUAUGGAUGGAUGUAUAUAUGUGAGGUAUAUGCACGCAUUCACGUAUAGACGGUUUUACGGUGGCUGAAGUUAACUUCCGAUCUGUGUAUGUUUAACGGGCUGGCUAGUGGCUAAACUGACCUAUGGAACAAAUACCUUGUUGUUUUGGUUUCCUAAUGAAAGAUGAUCGGAGACCGUGGGCAAAGGUGAGGCAGCCAGACAAGAAUUCAAGGAUCUGGAGCUAACAUUGUAUACAUUAAUUUAAAACAAUAACGUUAGCUCGGUGUAGUAGUUGAUACGCUUUAGCAGAUGUCUACCAGAGGUUAAGUUUGGGCCACAAAAGCCAUUUAUGUAUGUUGUAGUUGAAACCGUCUAUAUGUGUAUGUAUUUUUAAGAUUAUACUGAUGCCUCGUUUCGCAUGUAGAUUUCAGUUUCUUGUUGGUUUAAAUGUUAACCCCCUCCCUCUUUCAUUUUUUGGGACCAUGUAUCAUACUGUAUGAUGUGGGCGGGACCGUUAGACCUCAUUCUACAUUGAUAUUAUAUAUGAAUAUAUGAAAAACGGUGCAUUUUCCCUAUGGAGAAAGUUUAAGUUAUAUAUAUCGCCUGUACAUUUUGGGCUGCAUUAAGAUCGAAUUGUCCAUCAUGUUUAACUGAAAUAAUAGUAAUACGACUUAUAAAAUAUGCUAGAUUACUACAAAAACAUAAUGACGAUUCAUA